GCUUCAUGUUGUCAAGAACAUGGAGAACUACAAGAUUGUGCAACAGCUGGGUCAAGGCGCCCAGGCGACAAUUUUUCUCGCCGAAAAAAAGGACACUGGCAAAUCUUAUGUCCUCAAAAAGGUGGAAUGCUUUGAUGAGAGUGAGGCAAACAAGGCAUUUAGAGAGUCUCAGGACCUGCUGAGCUUGGAGCAUCCCUAUGUCUCCGGCUACAACGAGUUCUUCAUCAUGUGGGAAAAGGAGAAUUCUUCAGUUUUCAUGACUAUAGUCAUGGAUUACUUCCCCCAUGGUAAUCUUGGCACCAUUAUGCAGAAACACAGGGAGAGCAAAGAUGUCAUACCAGAGGAGAAAAUAAAGAACUGGGUUGGCCAGGUGAUCGAAGGUUUGAUAUAUGUUCAUCAAAAAGGAAUCAUUCACAGAGAUUUACGACCUAAUAACCUUUACCUGCAAGAGGAAGGUAGUUUAAAGCUGGGCGAUUUCUCCGUAGCUACAGUGAUGGGAGACACUCGUACCUGCACCAGAGCUACCCUCAGCAGUGCUAACUACCUGGCACCAGAGUUGGAGGAUACAGGCUUCACUCCUGUAACUGACAUCUGGUCACUUGGCUGUAUCCUGUUUGAGCUUACAACAUCAACAUUUUACGAUGAGAAACAGGUCAUCGAAAAGAUGAAGGAGGCCAAGGAGGAUGCCUUUGUGUUGGAGCAGGUGUUUGAGGAUGUGGCUAAUCAUUACUCCGGAGAACUGAUCAGUCUUAUCCGUUUGAUGCUAAAGAGGAAAGACAGACCUUCUGCUUCAGACCUGAAGAAGAACAAUAAAUAUGUGAAGGUUUGUGUGGAGAUGACAGAUGCUUCGCAGCUGGAGAAGAGGAAACGACAAAAAUCAGCCCGUAAAGAAAAUCGUAUAGUACCAAAGGAAGGAGGUCUGAUCAAAGUACUAGAACAUCUGGCUACCAACAUAGAUUUUGAGGAACAGGUGCUUGAGUCGCUGUCCACAAUCCUGGAGAUGUGUAAGGAGUCGGAGACAUUACAAGUUGAUGCCACCGGUAAACGCCUCAUCAGUGUCGCCAUGCGUAACAACCUACCGCAGGAAAAUAUUCAGAUCACGGGAUGCAGCAUUUUUAAUCGCCUACUUGUGACUGGAAGCUCAGAUAUUUUUAUCACUCGUCAUGAUGUUAAGAGAAGGGUUUAUUUACCUGAUAAGCCAGGUGAUGCCAUAUUCUCAUCAGAUGUAAUCAGUAUAUUCCCUAGAGUUAUGGAGGAACAUAGUUCUAGUGCUGAAGUCCAGCAGGUUGCAGCAGCAUCCCUCAUGGCUCUGGCUUGUAACAGUGAAGCUGCUGAGGCCAUCGGUUUCCUAGGUGGAGUUAACCAUAUCCUUGAUGCCAUGAGGAGGUUCCCUAACAACCCGGAGCUCUGUGCCACGUGUUGCCAUGCAUUAUGGAGUCUUUCUGUCAUUGAAAACAAUGUGAAGAUUGUGACGUCGGAGAAGGGACUUGAGCUGGUGUGUAAUGCCCUGAAGACACAUAUGAACUCUCCUGAUGUAGCGGAGGCAGCGUGUGCUGCACUGCUCUCCACAACACUAAAUGAUGAGAACUUUGAGUAUGUUGGUGAUCUUGACUGUGUGGGCCUCCUGAUCAGCGCUAUAGACACACAUACCAAGAAUCCAAAGGUUGUGAAGAAUGCCUGUAUGGCCCUGGCCAGUCUGGUGGAACCUGAUGAGGAAAGUGCCUACAGAGUAUUGACAAAUGAAGCGACAGGCGGAGGUCACAUUUCAGGCAUUCCCAAGGUCAUGAGUGCUUAUGAACUCCACAAAGACAACGCUGAGGUGGUGGAGAGUAUAGCUACAUUACUCAUGGAACUGGCCGAGUAUGAUGAUGUGAGGGCUGAAUUGAGACAUUUGAACGUUGGACCCAAAGUACUCUCAGAAAUUUUCAAACGGUUCAAAGAAAAUGUGGACAUCAUGGCGCCCUGUGAGAAAGCACUGUCCCGUUUACAAGCAACCAUCCAGCAAAAGGCACAAGCAGCCGCCCAGCAAAAGGCCCUCAAAACAUAAAUCUAAAAAUAGAAACAUCUGUACUCAUUAGUGUGUCAUCCUGAUGGAGGAACUAAAAGUUAUGGAUGUAUUUUAUGUACGGACUUGUUGAAACCGAGGAGGAAAGAGUGUUUCCUUUGAAUUAUAAAUGACUGUACACACUGUCUUGUACAGAUCAUAGAUGGCGGCAACAUCAAGUUUUUCGGCUACUGGAAGACUCGACAGCGUAAAAUCACAUGGAGUGAAUAUUUGCAAUUAUAGCCUUGUGCUGGAAGUUAAAAAGUCAAUAUUUGUAAGAGCAACGAUCUGUUGGAAAUACUAUCUUGUUCUGUUUCAGAAACACCAAUAGUUCACCGAUAUAUACAAAUUGUAAUUCCUGGGACACAUUUGAUGUGGUUUUAUUAUAUUAUAUGUGGUAUCAGCUCCUAUAUAGUAAAAAUAUUUUCCUUGCACUUUAAUAAUCUUUUUUUUUUUUGCUUAAAUAGUUUUAACUGUUAAAAUUUAAGCCACUCACUAAAUUCAGAAAGCCAAAACCAUAUACGUGACUUGAAAAUGUACUCAAUUUUAUAAGUUUAAUCAGGGAUGUGUAGUGGACUAAUUGACCUUUGACUUUGUUGUUUUAUUGGUAAAUAAUCAGUUUAUUUUCAACAUUAUAUGGAUAAAGUAUAGGAAUGUUUGACUGUGAUACGAUUUUUUAACUGUCUGUGCAAUAUACAUCCACAGUUCUGUGAUAAAACCACCAUGUAUAGGUAUGUAUCUACUGUAUAUGAAGUUGUUUGACUUUAAAGAUAACUUUAGGGUUAGGUUGUAAAUUAAAUGUUCUCAAAUUUGGUUUAAUUUUAUAGCAACUUUUUGGACUAAAUACAGGUACUGUUUUUAUGAAAAUGUGCUUUAUUGGGUUUGAUACUAGAUCCAUUGUUUGCCUUGUAAAAUUUUAUCUAUUUACUUAAGUUAUCUAUUUACUUAAGUUCAUUUGACAGUUAAAAAUUUAACAUAUAUCAAAUGAAAAGUAUGAUUAUUCGAUAGCAUAAUGAUCUCCUGCCCUUCUAUUUAUAGAUUACUUGUCAUUACCUUCACUAUAUGCGAGACAUUCCAGAUGAUAAUCUUUGAGUUAAUGUCCUUGUAGAUAUUGAAAGCGACUUUUAAGGUAUUUUUUGUCUCAUCUCAAGUCUUGAUAGCAAUGAAAUAUAUUCUUUUUUUUACCAGUGUUGUUACCAAAUAAGGUAUUACUUUUUUGGUAAAUUAUUAUGCUAUAUAUGGUGUUCAGAGAGAUCUGAAUAUUUCUGGGUUCAUGGGUGUUAAUUUAGGCGUUAUUGCCACACAUGGAUUUUACUGAAUAGAAAUGGUUACUAUGGGAUUCCGUCCAGUUAUUAUUAAUUACCAGUCAGGGGUGUACAAUUUCAUAUUCAGGGUACUAGCCUGAAGUACUAGCCUGAAGUACUAGCCUGAAGGCCUGAAGUACUAGCCUGAAGGAAGAUUUUGAAAACUUCUACUUCUCUCACUUAUACUCUAUAGUGUUUGUUAAAAAAAUUCUUAAGUUUUGACAUAAAAUGUACUAGCCCCACGGUAUUGGGCUACAGGAAUUGUACAUCCCUGCAUGUUAACUGUGAUUCCAUCCAAUAUACAAUCAUAUAAUGUCUAGACAUUUAUUUUCCUGGAAUUUUAUGUAGGACUUGUUUGGAAAAUUAUGAAAGUUUUUAUUUCUUUUUGUAAAUGAUGUGUACAGAAUUUAUUUAUUUAAGAAAAUAGAAAUAAUAGUGCUUGGUAAACUUUCCACCAUGUUAAAUAUUUCUUUACCAAUGUGGGUUUUUUUUCUUAUCCGAGUGUGAUACUGAAGUUGAAAAUCUUCCUAAUAUACAUACAGUUCGGUAAAUUAUUUUGUAUGUUCAGUUUAGAUAUGAUUGUUGAAUUCUUAUUUAUAAAUUAUGUUAAUAUGAAAUGCAUAUAGUGUCCUUAUCUUGACAAUAAUGAUUUGAAGACAAUCUCUUUUGUUUGUGGUUUUUAUUUCCUAACUAACCCUUUCAACACUGUAGACCAUGAUGG
Mizuhopecten yessoensis (Yesso scallop) is the source of this 4069-nucleotide messenger RNA. Its product is annotated as serine/threonine kinase-like domain-containing protein STKLD1. The transcript has 20 exons. NCBI's taxonomy places the organism in Eukaryota, Metazoa, Mollusca, Bivalvia, Pectinida, Pectinidae. Gene Ontology annotation, biological process: protein phosphorylation. The coding region runs from base 20 to 2047 and encodes 675 amino acids. Gene Ontology annotation, molecular function: protein binding; protein serine/threonine kinase activity; protein tyrosine kinase activity. The record is from RefSeq and is a predicted model, not a curated record.